AUGACGAUAACCCGUAUUAACGAUUUCUAUAGCAACUCAAUCAUACUUAUUACGGGUGGAACCGGUUUUGUAGGCAAAGUGUUAAUACAAAAACUAUUGAGUGCCUUUGAGGUGCAGAAAAUUUAUAUGCUGAUACGUUGUAAGGAUAACAUGACAGUCGAGCAGCGUUUAGAGAAAUUUUUAAAUGAAUCGAUAUUUGAUGUAUUACGCGAAGAAAGACCGCAGAUACUUCGUAAAGUACGCGCCAUACGUACUAACUUUAGUGCAAUCGAUUUGGAUAUUGAAGCCGCGGAUCGUGAACUGCUACGCAAUGAAGUGGAGAUAGUGUUCAACGUCGUUGCAUCGGUGAAAUUUAAUGAAAAGCUUAGUGACGCCAUUGACAUUAACGUUUUGGGUACAAAGAAGAUACUAGACUUAGCUAUGGAAAUGAAUAAUUUAAAGACAUUUUUACACAUUUCGACACUUUAUUGUAACUGUAAUCGCAAGUACAUUAACGAAAAGGUCUACGAAAAUGAUAUCGGCUAUGAGAAGAUUAUACAGAUAUUUCGAAUAUUCGAUGAUCAGACUUUAGAAAAGUUUCGAGCAUGUUUAAUUGGAGAAAUGCCUAAUACUUAUACGAUGACCAAGAAAUGCGCUGAGAAUUUAGUCAAUCAUCGGGCUUUUCACUUGCCAGCUGGUAUUUUCCGGCCACCCAUCGUUAUAUCAACUUAUAAGGAACCGUUUCCUGGUUGGACUGAUAAUUUAUAUGGACCAUCAGGAUUAUGCACAUGGUCAGCCAGAGGGUUAGUUCAUUGCAUUUAUGGUAAUUCUCGAUGUCUUGCCAAUAUGGUGCCGGCAGACUAUUGCGUAAACGCAAUGAUUGGCACUGCUUGGGAUAUAGCCAGAAGAUACAAACUGAAUAAGUACGAUGAUCAUGCGAAAUCAAAAUGCGAACUGCCAGUCUACAACUAUAUAUCUGGGGACAACAAUUUAACUUGGGGACAAUAUAUGAAUAUGUCUCGUAAAGGAUUUCACGAACCAUUCGACAAGCCCUUGUGGUGUUUCUCGUACAUCAUAAUACCAUGGAAGCCAUUACAUCAUGCCGCAGCAUUCUUUCUGCAUCGGAUACCAGCUUAUAUUCUAGAUUUAAUAGCUCUGGUCACUGGUCAAAAACGCAUAUACGUAAAAGCAUACCAGAAAAUGACGAAAAUUAUUUACAUGAUGUCUUGGUUUGGCCUUAAAGAAUGGAAAUUUGCCAAUUGCAAUAUAAAGGAAUUGCACUCUCAACUGACACCGGCUGAGAGAAAAUUACUUGAAUUUAAUAUCGAAACUAUAGAUUGGGCCACGUAUUUUCAUUCAUAUUUAAGUGGUAUACGAAAGUAUUUUUUUAAAGAUAGCGAUAACAAAUUGCAUAAACGUAAAGUCCUUUAUCGCAGGUAA
Molecule: messenger RNA, 1419 nt
Organism: Glossina fuscipes
Lineage: Eukaryota; Metazoa; Arthropoda; Insecta; Diptera; Glossinidae
Product: fatty acyl-CoA reductase wat
Exons: 8
Coding region: 1-1419 (472 amino acids)
Biological process (GO): long-chain fatty-acyl-CoA metabolic process
Cellular component (GO): peroxisome
Molecular function (GO): alcohol-forming very long-chain fatty acyl-CoA reductase (NADP+) activity
Source: RefSeq, a predicted model, not a curated record